UCCAAUCAAGAGUAUACAUUUGAGGCCGCCUCUGAUAUUGAUGCCUUCAGUGUUCCAACAACAUCGGCACUUGCGCAAUCGUCUGUACGGUAUAAAGAUGGAUCACAUUCAAUGAAGUGGACUUGGGUCAGUGGAGAUACAAUGACACAUACCUUCUCCCCAGCAGUAAGUUUUAACCCUUUGCACCCUAACAUCAGUAUGUAUUUCCUCCAUACUAUCCUUUUUACAUUUUUCAAGGUAAUGACAAGGAGAAUUCUAUAAGAAAUCAGGAGCCUCCUAGGCUUGCGAUCAUUUCCUUUAUUCUCAUGAUCGUAACGAAUGAUUCAGGAGUGUUACAAAAAAGAGAAAUUAGAUAUUGGUCACUUCGGGUUUAAAGCAUUUAUUACCCUUCUUUUAACUUUCCAGAUUUAUUAAUUUAUUUACCUAUGUUGAACACAUAUUUAAAAUUUAGCCUUAAACCUUCAACCAAGGAAAAUAAUUUAACAUGUUUUACAAACUUAUUUUGUCAAUCUUAGCAACCCCCAUCCCACCCCCCAAAUCAAUUAGAGAUAAAAAUUCAAUUUGUUACCCAAUGAAAGAUGAAAUGAAAAUGUUGGUGUAUAGUAAGUAAACAGAACCUAUUUUAAAGCUUCAAAUGUAUGCCAGGUUUGUGUAUUAGUGUCUAUGUGAUGUGUUAUAUAAAAAUAACGAAGAUCACAAACUAACUGCAACAUACAUUUCAGAUUUCAGGAAAUGAGCUUAAAGAGGGAGGGAUUCAGUUGUGGCUUUACAACACUAAUCCACGCGCAGGAGAGAACUUGGCUGUCUCUUUCCAAAAUACUGCAUCCACCACUGUUACUGUAUCACAGUUCAAUAUUAAGUUGAAUUUUAAGGUAAGGGGUAACAUUGCAAAACACCUGUUAAAUUCCUGUGGUCAAAUUCAAUUUUGCAAGAUUGCCUUUGUACACCUUGAUGAUGUGUAUGCAGAUUGCCUUUGUACACCUUGAUGAUGUGUAUGAGCAUGCUUUGAAGUGUAGCAGAGGUAUCUUCUAUUAAUGCGGCAUUUAAAACUACGGAAUCGGAAAUGUUUUGUGGCAAUAAUGUAAAACAUUGAAUUUUUUUCAUAUUUGCAGUAUGAUCAUGUAUUAUUGUAUCACUUAGCUCUUAUGUGAGGUCUGGUUAGUUAAUCUAGUUGGCCGUAUUUCUCUGUGACCUGUUAAAUUCAAGAGUUUGUUUGACUUGAAAUGUUUCCCCUCUAUUUGAACUCAGAGAUAUAGUAAAUAACUUACUGACCUCAUUUUUUUGGACUGCACUAUAAGUUACAGAACCUUGUUUUUUCAGCCUUUCGCAGGCUAUAAAUCUGAGCUGAAAAAACUUGAUUGGUAUCAUAGUGUACAGUCCAUAGACUUGUUUAGUAAGGGGUAUCUAUGGAUUACAUGUUGAUGGUGUUAACAAGUAUUAUGGCAAAAUGCUAUAGUAAUACACUUUACUGAUAGCUUUGGGGGAUGGUUAUUUCAAAGAUAAGGACAGAGAAAGACAGCAAUCUCCUUAGAAUCAGGGAGGUUACUAAGGCAACCAAACCACAGCCCACAUCUAAACAUCUGUCAACAUGACACCAGAAUACUUGUGUAUAGAAUGACUACUUAUCCAAACUUUUGGGGGUAGAAAAGAAGUAGGAAGUGAAACAAAGAAAGCAAUGGAGCAAAGCAGCAAUUGAAAGUAAUUUGAGUAAAAUCAUGGGCAUUACAGAAGUUCAAUAACUUUUUCCAUAAGCUGCUGUUGAUAAUAUAAUAGACAGCUGUGCCUGAAAAAGGGCUGUAAGGCAAAAUAUGAGAGCCUGCAUGUAGGCCUUUAACUCCCAAGAUCUGAUUGUUAAUUCUCCCCUCUAACUGUUAGACAUUUCCUUGUAAAUUUGUUAUGAGAAUUUGGUGUGUGAUCGAGGUAAUAACUUGUACCUGAUGAGUUUGAGUAUAGUCACUACCUGUUUACCAGAUAAUGUAUGGAUAUUAUAGGGAGGAGUAACAUGUUAAUCACUUCUGGGAGUUAUAAGGCUUAUGUUGAAAUUGAAACCAGCUGUAUAAUAAUCACUUUGUUCUUUCCAUUUGAAGGGGUGGCGUGCUGUGUGGGUAUCCUAUCAAGAAGCUAUUGUGACUAAAAACAAAGAUAUUAAUGUUAUGAAAAUAACUGCUCCUACAACUCAAGCUACCAUACAUCCAUUGUAUUUUGAUCUCUUGCGUUUUGCAAGUGAAGUCAUGAGGCAAAGCCGUGACAAAGUGGUACCACCAAUAGAUCCAAACCUUUACUCCAACAACAACUUCUGGCAGCAAACCUAUUGCUGGAGUCAGGUAUGUUUGAACAUGUUUGUGUUAAAAUAUAUCUAAUAAAAUAAGAAUGAAGUGGGAUUAAGCAGUGCACAUUCUAGAAGGUGGCUCUUCUUGUCCACUGUUUCCAGGUCGAAUUGGAAUUUAGAAUGUCGGUUUUUGUGGAUGGAGGAAAAGCAGAGGAAUAGGAGAAAGACCCACAGAGCAACUAUGAGGACCAACAAAAAACAUAAGACACAUUUGACACCAGGUCCUUGAAUUGAACCUGGGCCACAGUGGUAAGAGGUGAACCCUCUCACUACAGUGCCAUUCCUCCCUCCCGCUCUAAUAAUAGAAAAAAGUAUAGAUCUGUUUAAAUGCUCAGUCAGUUUUGUCUUGAAAGAUGUGAUGUAUUUGAUAUCAAUAUUGUUCCACAAAAUUCAUUUAUGCAAACUAAAAGGGUUCAUUCAUGCAGUAACUGUAAAUCACUUUGUCCUUUGGUCUUGGAGUAAAGUUUGGGGAGCUGGAAGAUUUUUUAACUGAAUCAAUUAAUGAUGGCUGGGGCAAGUUUUGGUGAUCUCUGCAUUAGGUGCUCUCAAAAAUACAAUGUUUUAAAGCUGUCAGUGAUUUAAAUAGUUAUGAUGCUGAUAUUUACUGAUAAACAGAAUAUUACAUUAUUGUCUGCUUUUGGAUACAAUUUAUCUUCUAUUGAUGAUCAGAUAUCUCUCACUCAAAGAAAAAAUUCACAUCCAUGUACAGCCAUGUAAAAUACUCUAUGCAUAUUUCUUUUAGGUAUCACCACCAACCAUUUGUGUUACCACACCCAGUCAAGAAAAACUGGACAAUAUGACCCUGAUUGAAAAGCGACUAGAGAAUUGGUUUGUUAAUCAGUCUCAGAGCUCACUCCAGUUUCCAACAAAUGCUCAGAGGAGAUGGAUGUCUUUACAGAUGCAAGUGGAUAGUGCUUACACUCAGUAUGAACAACUAAAUAUUGUCAAAAGCUCAGAAGGUGUUAUUACAGGUAAACACCAUGUUAAUAACUAACCUAUGACUUUUUUGCAAAAUUCUAACUUUUUGUUUGGUGGCAGGUUUAAGGACUGAAAAUAAUAGCUUAACCACUUUAAUGAAGUUUUAACCCUUUAACUCCCAUAGGUGACCAAUGCAGAAUUUCUUCUCACAAUUUCAAUGCAGCAUCAAGCAGUAAAAUGAUGAGAAUAAGGGCAAAUAUUAUUAAGAGGGAUUAUUACCUGGUCUAACACCAAAUUCUCUCAAUUCACAUCAUAAGAACUGUAUAGUACCCACUAAUGAGAAUCACUUUUGAGAUGUUGGGAGUAAAGGGGUCAAAAGCUAACUGACUGUUUAAAAAAUUGGAAAUGACAUCCCUUCAAUCAUGAUUUUUUUAAAAUUUUCAAGUCUUAGUCGAUGCGCCUUCAGUCAUAAUUUUUUAAAAUUUUUGGGCCUUAGUCAUUUGAAGUGGAUAUUGGUAUCCACUGGAUAGAUCACUGUCCUGUGGAUAAAGCAAUGGAGUUUGUAAAUGCUUAUCAGUUGAAUAGCAAUUUAUUUGUUGGAUAAUGUUAUCCACUGCUCCGCGUUCUCCUUACAUCCCCCUUCCUUAAUAUGAUAUAUAACUGACGGAAAUGGUGCUCUAUGGCCAUGAUUUCCUUUGCAACUUAACAGUUGCACUUAUAUCUAAGCAUAACAUAGGGUUGUCUUUGGUCAACUCACUGACAUACUGGUAUUGAACUAAGUUGUUGGUGAGUUCACCAGGGGGUGAACUUGGGGGUUGGGGAGUUGACUAAAAGUGUUGGCAAGUUUAAUAAUGACAACAAUGAGUUGCCUAAUGGUGUUGGUAAGUUGCCUAAUGAUUUCAGUAAGUUGGUUGUUGAUAAUUUGAUGUGUCAGAAAAAUGAUUGAGAACAGCUUUUUUUUGUUGCUUUAUCCAAAAAUGAAAUCUCCAAAAUUGUAUUUGCAUUGUUACUCUGCAGGGGUGCCUCUUUAUGCUGACAGCUCUAAAGUUACUGGUGGUAAAAAAUUUGGGGAGGUGAUGGUAAAAGUGCUUCUUCCAUUGGCACUGGAUUAUCAUGUGAGAUCACGUGAUGUUGACGUCAAUGCAUUGGCGGCCGAUCAACUGUCCAACUUGAAUGGAACCAUGGACCAGAAAAAUGAUGCCAUAAAGGUAUGGUUGAUUGGCUCUUUAACCCUUUAUAGUCCAGUAUCAGUAUGCACUAAUUCUCUAUAGUGUUCUCUGUCCAUUUUCCACGAUACUGGCAAGAGAAUUUUACAUUCAUCAAGGGCUUAUUUUAGUAGCUAAUCAUUUUGUUUAUUCUCAUGAUCUUGAUAUUUUAUUCAGCAGAAAUACUUUAAGGAGAAGUUCGAUGUUAGCUGCUCUUGGGGGUAAAAUGGGUUAAGGUUCACCCUUAACCUUGAUAGGUGUGUUCAGAUGAGGGUUUGUAAACAUGGUUGUCAAAGUUUUCUAGAUACAAGUUAAAAAAGCAAAGUAGAGUUCUUUCUCAGUGUUCUCCCAGCCGUGUCCAAACACAAGAGGCUGGAAGAAUAUUUGAAUGCUAAGAAAAAUCUCAAUUGUAUUUUGGAUUUGCAUGCUUCGAUCAAUUUGAGGCUUUAACAACCCCCCCAAGGCAACCCCCCCAGGCAAUCCCCCUAGGCAACCUCCCUGGCUUUUGGAGAUUGGUUCGCUCGAAUUACCCCCUCCCCCACCCCCGCGGCCAAAAUUGUUUCGUAAAAGGCAAGACCAGCGACCGUGACGUUCUUGUAGACCUUUUCUUCUGAGUCAUCUGCUCGUGAAAGUGAAUUUUUUACUUUUUUCUCCUUUUUAAAUUAUAACAUUUUCUUUUUUUGCUGUUUAUCUUAGCUCUAAAAAUGUGCAGUUGCCUUAAGCAAACUUUAUGCAAAAUAGGCCCCAUUCUUUUUAUUGAAUUUUACCUGCCGCCAAGAUGACGGAGGGAACAUUUAUUAUAAGUACUUUUCAGAGAAUGCAGGAUGGUUUUACUGAAUUUUCUUUCUUUUUUUCAACCAUAGAAAAUAGCAGGAGGUAAUCAGAACAUUCAAAAUAUAUUCACCACCGCCCUGGGUACCAAUCAAAAAUCUUACACGUUGGAGAAAGUGAAGGUGGCCAUAGGCACUCUGAAUACGAAGCGAAAGGAACGAUUACUUCUCCUUUUGGAAUAUAUUGAAGAUCAAGGUGAGUCUAUGAAUAAUAGGGUAAAGUAUGGAACUCGAGUCAUUGGGGCAAAACCCCUCCCCUGAUCCAACGAUGAACUCAUAGUAAGUCAAGGUUAAUAUAGGUUAGGGGAGGGGUAGGUGCCCAGUUGCUCAGAUACUGACAUUGAUGCGAUAAUUCAUACAAUUCCAUUCCUGGAGCUCAUGAAAUUAAGAACUGGUAAGUUCUGAGCUCGUUAAAGAAAUAGAGAAAGACGUUUUUCGUCUUGUCACGAGCGUGAGACAAAGAAAAAACUCUGAGUCCCCAUGAGGAACCGAACCUCAUACCUUCGAAUUCCGUCCUCCGACGCGUGUCAUAUGAAUUUCGUAGUAGACCUCGCUCACCGUGGAGUCUCUGUGGCUCAAGGGCUUAUUUUAGUAGCUAAUCAUUUUAUUUAUUUAAAAAAUUCCGAUUCCUCAUGGGGACUCGGAAUUUUUUUCUUCUUUCUUUGUUUCUUUACCGAGCUCAAAACUUAUCAUCUCUCUUAUUUCUAUCUACAAAUUUUAUACCGUGUUUACCAAAAUAGCUCUAAAACAUGUUUAAAGCUUUGGUGAGAAUGGGAUAUAACUCAGCUCUUGCAUUUGUCAGGUUGGAACGAUGGUAGUGGUAUUGGUACUUUGCAUCAUGAGAUGAACCAUUCCGGUGCAGGUUUUAUGAAUGCAGUCUUUCUACUGAGGAAGGAAAUCACCGCCGCUGGUAAAAUCGAUGAUUAUGUGGCUACUAUGAAGUGGUACAACGAGUUUGGAGAAGUUUAUCAAGACCCGUUUGAAUAUGCUGGUACAACUGCUGAUCGUAUGAGAACCAUUGCAGUAUUCAGGCAAGAUGUUUUUCAUGUCAGUUCCUUAUGUGACAUAUGUUUUUUCUAGGUAUGCGUUACUUUUGUUUACUAAUACAAAACUGUGUGAAAAUUGGGUAAGUUUCCAAAGAAAACUGUGUCGCUGCGUCGAUGGGGUAUUCCAAGUUAAUUUGGUUUCAUUAACCGAGUUGGCAAUGUCAAUUGACCACUGUAAAGAGUUUCUAAGAGCUGACGUUUCGAGCGUUUGCCCUUCGUCAGAGCCAACAGUGGCCUAGUAGUUUGUUCUCUUACUUCAAACAGUGAGGUCCUGGUUUCGAAUUCUGACGGGGUCAUUGUGUUGUGUCUUUGUUAAUCUUCGAAGGUAAUCCGGGAUUUCUUUUUUUUCUGCUUCACGACACUCUGUGAUUGGUCUAGAAAACUCUUGCUACCACUCAACCAAACAGAUGCAAGACCAACGCAAGGGCCUGUAGGGAGCUGGUCAAUUGCGCCUUUCCGCGCUUCAAGAAGUUAGCUUCGCUUUUAGUUCGAGUCCUUGCUGCUUGACUUUGGUGUCGGUUUUAUGACAUCCAGUCGAAAUGCGCUCUAGUGUUAAACUCAGCAUCACGUUUCAGAGAUACUUAAGGCUAUGUUUCUCGUGGGCUACGCCUUAACAUCUUAAAACAUUCAGUCUAUGUUUUUUAAGUUCGUAAUCUGCAAUUAUUUUGAAUUAACUUCAUCCUGAGACAUUCUUCCAUCUUCUACCGUUACGAAACUUGUAUUUAAAAAAUACAUUUUAAUCUCUCCCUUCUCAACCAUUCCCUUUUUUGCCUUCUUUUUCCCUUCUUAUGUUUAUUGUUUUUGUUAUUAUUGUCAAAUCAUUUCCCUUUAGACCAUUGCGUUCCCACUCGAUAGAAAUUUAUGAAUACCUUGCACGAGCAAACUCAUUUAUCGUGAAGUCAACUGUUAAAAAAAUAAAGACGUUCAAUCCUCAGCCUUUGGUGCGCUGACUCUUUCUUUUGCAGGUUGUUUACCGUUCUAAUGAUGCCAACUACAACAGAUGCCAAAAAGCUUGAUAAAAUUCGUGACAUGGAAGAACUUGUCUUAUGGUACGCCAACGCACUGUCUCCUAAUGAAGGUUUAGCAGGAGUUUUAAAGCCUGAUUACCUUGGAUUCCAUCACAACAGCUUUUAUGCCUCUGCUUACCCUCCGCUUGCUAUCCAUUGUGGCGCACUCAUCGAGUUUCUACUCAGUGGAACACCAUUUAAAUUGAGUAAGAAUGAGCUAGUUACAAGGGAAAGUAAAGUGGGGACAAAAAAAAGAGCCACCGCGUACCUACCCCUCUGCAAACCAAACAUUACCCCUAAUUUGUUUUAGUAGACCGUUAUUGGGUUAGGGGAGGAGUAGGUGUGCAGUUUCUCUGAUACUAACAUUGAUCCAAAUGGAUUAAGAAACCGUUGGUUUGAGAUAUGCUCGAGAAGUCUGAUUGUCCGAUCGUGGAUAGUCCUGGAAAGGACUCCAGUUAGUAGCAUUGUCGUUUACAAAUAUGUUAGCCACAUACUUAGCGCUAUGGCUUUGAACAACAUUAUAGAGGGGAAAAGGCUAGGAAGGAAGUGUGCCAGCGGAUGACUUCUCUGAAGUGUGGUUUCCAAGGUAGCGAAACGACUACACAAAGAUCAUGGUUGGAACUACUAUAAAGCUCUCUUUUAUCUAGGUUUCUUCUUCGUCCAUUAACUCAAUAAUUCUUUUUAGAGGCUCCUUUUGUUUUCUGUUCUAGCCUGCAAGAGGAGACGCCUCUGUGAUCAUAUUGUUUCGCAAGGGAAAUGUGAGGCAACAGGCGGAGAGAGGCAUCUUCUCGUAGGAUUCCUGAGCACUCUCAUCUUUCGGCCGUGUAAAAUUGUCUGACGCAGUAAUAAACUAGCUCUGUUGUAUACUUAAUUUUUGGGGUAUACGUUGAUUUUAGAAAGGGAGUAAUUGUAUUUUGUAAUUAGAGUUUGAGUUGUGUUUUCGUGGUUUUGGUUCAAAGGUGAGGACACAAGCAAGCAUAUUAAGAAAGGUCUAGAGACAAUGAGGAUUGUUGCCGUUAAAUACUCAACUCCGAACAGUGUAUGUGGUCGAUUUCCAGGAUUUUACCGUGCAAUUUUGGCCAAGAAUUUUCCUGCCUAUGCUUACGCCGGUGCAACUGCUCCCAGUUUGAACGCUGAUGGAAGUCUGGGUGAAAUUGCUGCUCUCGACAGUGAUAAGAUCAAAAUGUUUUUACGACUUAAUGAUGCAGGCAAUGAGGAUGUUAGCGAUUACUUGGAAGAUGGGACGAUAUUCACAAGUAUCUUUUACCUAAACACUAUUGGUUCGAUCAACAUCAUGGAGGAAAUAAGCUCUAAAGCUGCCUCGAUGAGUGUAGCGGCCGAAAGCUCGCCCCAGGGAUUCUGGACGAAAAAUUAUGCUUCGCUAGUGAUUGCACGAAGAGAAAAUUGGGCGGUAACAAUGAAAGGCUUUAACAAGUAUGUCUGGGACUUCGAGGCUUCAAGCUAUCAAAAUGUUUAUGGUCUUUAUCAGAGUCAUGGAGCACUUCUCGUUGCAAACAGCGAGGCGUCACUUAAAACUCUAGAUAUCGAUAAUGGUUGGGACUGGACACGACAUCCGGGCACAACAACAAUAAAAAUGGAUCUUGAACAGAUGGUUAGCCAGCAGCGUAGGUAAGUAAUUAAAUCCCGUUCGCUCAAAUCCGUUUUAAUCGUUUGGCUGGCUUCUCGAGCGGGCAGAUCAAAUGGAAUCGCGUGUUCUGAUUGGUUAGCCUAGCGGGCAAGAUAGGCUCAUAUUCCCCGUUCGUGAUUGCCCUCUUCGAUCCCGUGGACUGAAAAAUCUCCCUGCUAUCGGUUUUCUAAAUUCGUAACUUUUGGGGAACUAUUCUAUUAGUAGAAGUUUCGUUUAAGGCUCUUUUUAACAACAACAAAAACAAAUGUCAUGUACUCUAUAUCAAGUUUUAACAAUGUAUUGAAUAGAAAAUAAUAAUAAUUUAUUAUUGGUAUCAUAGUAAGAGGGUAACUGCAUCCUGGAAUAACUAAGGAGCUAAAAAUGACAGGGAGUUGUGGGAGUUGUGAGUUGUGUAGGCUCAUAUGGUACAUAAACAAUCAAAGAAGAGUAUUUUGUACCACGUAGGACAAAUGAACCAAUUAUAUCAUCUGACAUUUGAAGUGGCUCCACAGAUAUUUUCAACCCAGGGAACUUGCGGGCGGAUUGACUUUGAUUGGUGGCGGUGAUUAUGCUACAGGGGGCUUUGGAAUGGAUUUCUCACAGCCAAGCUAUAAGUUUCCAGCUGGUUCCUUUCAACUUGACAUCACAUUUGGAUUUAAGAAGAGCAUGUUUUUCGCAGAUUUUGCCGUGAUUUGUCUUGGAUCUGGAAUCACAACAACCAUGAGCUCGCCCAAUAUAACUCAGGUACAUUUAAUUGUUUCCCUUUCAAUUAAGCAUCAAGCCUGUUAGAGACCGCUCUCCUUCAAAUUUGUUAGAAUUAUUUCUGUAACCAAAAACUUAACGUCAUCGAAAGGCGGGGACAGAUACAGUAAGAACUAUUACUUGUAGCAACUUGCAAUUUAUCUAAUACAAUCAACGUGGAGGAAGUAUGGUGACGAAGGGGUUUGCACGGUGGACCUCUGUUCGAGAGUCUGGGUUUGAGUCCUGGGAAGGUCAUUUUGUUGAGUCUUUUGGCCAGAUAAUUAAAUUUUUUAUUGCCUAAAAUGCACUGGAAUAGAUAGAUAGACAGAUAGAGAGGUAGGUAGGUAGAUAGAUAGAUAGAUCGAUCGAUAGAUAGAUGGAUGGAUGGACGGACGGACGGACGGACGGACGGACGGACGGACGGACGGAUAGAUAGAUAGAUAGAUAGAUAGAUCGACAAUUUUAUUUAAAGUGAAUGAAGGGGUUAAGUUUCUAAAGAAACUGUGGUGCUGUGUCGGUGGGAGAUUGUAACAAGGUAAUUUUGUAUUUUCAACUGAAAAUACUUUUUUUGAAAACAAAAAUAUAUAUGUGUAUAUAUAGAAAACUGAAUACUUCUCGUUUUUAUAUGCUUAAAAAGUUGCUGGUUUCCGUAUGUUAUCCGGAAGCGAGAUCCAUUUCUUAGCCUCAAUUUAAACCGUGUUUUGUGCCAUUAACCUUUGUUAACGUAAGUAUACUGUGGUCUCUUAAAUUAUACUUGUCUUUCCUUGAUUUCGUUAUAUCGCCUUUACUAGUUAAUGCACGGCCCUGUAAACAGCUAGUUAUUGUUGAAUGGAUGCCAAAAUUAUUCCUAGUCACUUCAUGCCUCAGAAACUAGAGGCCUGUUUCUCGAAGGUCCCAGUCACUUAACGGGCCCUUAAAGCUGUUCUGUUGUCAUUCAAGAUGGGAGUUUCAAAACUUUUGAAAAUUAUACAAUAAAACUAUCAGAUAAAGGAACAAAAAAGACUCGUUAGGAUGUCAGAACCUGCUUCUGUAUUCUUUAAAUUUUGAUAUUGAAAUAGGGCUUUGGGCGCAUUUAGUUAUUGGAACCUUCGAGAAACGGGCCCCUGGAUAGGUAGAAAUAGGGUCUGUGUUCUGAAAUGGUGAACCUUUCAGUCGCAUCAAUCAUGCUAUGUCCUUUCUUUACGCGACAAUAUUUUCUCAAUCUUUCUCAUGAGAAAACUGAGCAAUGCACGUUUGAAAUUGGUUGCAGACCACGUUGUUCCAGACGAAGCUUCUCAACGCAAGCAACCCAUCAUCAAUUCUUAUAAACGAAACAAGUCACUCACUCAACACCGACUUGACAAAGGCGCCGUCCUUCUUUGGCACAGGAAACCAUGCAGCUACACUUAUGGAUGUCAAUGGUAAAUACAUGAUAUGUACGAUUCGAUUUAGGCAUUGAGCUACUGUAUUUCUUUAUUUUUUCCAAACUUUCCCCGAUCUAGAGGCCACUAUGCAUGGUAUUAAAACAAUGUGAGUGAAAGAAUAAUUAGAAUAUGUAAUAGGGAAAAUGAGUUGUUCAAAUGUGGUGAUGGUUACAAACAGUUCCACCGAAAAUCGCUGAUGAGCAGAAGAACGAAAGAUGUAAGCGGCCCAGGUAAAAAUAAAUGGUCUCUGAGUCCAGUACAUUCUUCCCGGGAAUUAAGUUCGGGCUUACACUUUCCGAUAUAAAACCAAUCGAAUCGUCCAUUUAAUCAACAUGCUACUGAAGGACAACCUCAAACGUUCACUAAAUACAUAAAAAAAAUUUUAUUAAGCAAGAUUACACAGUGACCCGACUGUGGCCGACUUCUUUUUUUCGUUUUCAUGACUUGAGACAUUCUGGCGUGGUCCAUGUAGAGGCCAGGAAAAAAAUUAUCAAGGCUAACGUUGGUCAUCUCUAAUCCAACAGGCUUGUUCAACAGACUGCGUUUUGAUUGUGUAUCUUAAUACCAAGCCAAAGUUACCACAACAACCACUAAGAAAAAUUGAAAAAAAAAAUCACGAAGAGCCAACCAGAACUCAGAGAAAAAAAACCAAACAUACAAAGCGCGGGGAAACGCGAGCGAACUAGUUAUGAUUGUUCAGUUUUGCAUCUAAUUGGUGGGAAGCGUGGUGCGAGUCUUCUAGACCAAUCACAAAGCCCGCUGAAGCAGAGCCAACGUAGUUACGGUUUCCUUUUGAUACUUAACUGAAAAUUGCUUUAAAUGAAAUGCCUUAUGGCCAAAACAUCACGCCGAAGAAUUAUAAAUCAAAUUGAUUGCUUCGAUUUGAAAUCUACCCGGUCCUGCCUGAAGGCUCUGUAAUAUUCUUAACGCCCAAGCCCCCCUCUCCAAUGAUUGUCAAAAAAUGAUAAAUAAUGAUUGGUCCCUUAAAUGAGGAAUGUGAAAACUUGGUUUGUGUUUUAAGUCUGGUUCUUGUAGACUGAUUGGUCAGUUUUGCAGUGAUACUAUAGGCUGCAAGACUCAAGUAGCUCUUUUGGGUUGUGAUCGUUCAGUGUCUACUGUCGGUGACGGUGACGGUGACAUCAUAACUGCCAUUUUGCUUUUCUGUAAUGAAUAUGAGUUUAGGAUUCGAAUUACAUAUAUCUAAAUCUUGCUGUGAGGUCUAACGUGACCUCUCCUUUUGGUUAUUAUGCUUGUGUUUAGGACACUAUUAUUUUUCGUAAAAAUAAUAGAAGUUUCAUUAUUCUCUCAUUUUUAAAAAUUUAAGGAAACACUUACUAUAUUCCCGACGCGCAUAACCAGGGACUUAAUGUGAAAAUUGGCCUGCAAAAUUCCAGACACCGAAGAGGUUCAAAGGCUACAUCGGCUCGGUACGCGACCGCAUGGCUCAACCAUGGAGUGAACCCAACGGACAAGGGUUAUGAAUACACCAUAUUGGUUAACAGACCCUCAGAAGAAGUCCGGGUAGGAAUUUUGGAGUUCAUUAAACGAUUCCUUCAAGCAUGCGCAUUUAAACAAUUAGCUCUCAGAAGUGUUGCAUGUGUAACUUCUUGCGAUUUCAAUAGAUAGUCUGCAAACAGGUGAUAAGAAUACACAAGGUCAUCAGCUAUGCUGUAGACUGCUAUUUUGCCAUGACACCUAAUUCAUUACCAUAAAAUGUAUGGCAAUCAGUAUGGUGAAUUUCGUACAGGAUCUGGAAGUUAAGUUGCCUUUAUCAGCAAGUAUUUGUUGACAAGUGGACUGGAAACGAAACAGUUGUAUCUCAGUGGUCGCUUUUCAAGAAGCAUUCCUUCUUCGCUUCUAAGCCAAUGGAUUUUAACCGAAAAUCUGGCGAAAUAGGAAAUUGUGGGAUAGAUAAGCACACACGUUAAGCAUUCUUAUGUACAAUGUUUUUUGUACCAAAUGAUCUAGUCUCGCAUGGAAAGCCACAUUCCUAGCCUUUUUAUUUUAACAGGGCUCAAAUAGCCUUCAGCAAUAUUACGAUUUUUUUUUCUUUUUGAUCUCGCACUAACAUUUUUCUGUUCAUAAUUUGAAAGACUUUGGCCGAAAAUCAAGCUAGUGGCAGUUACUGGUAUCAAGUACUUCAGAGAGACAAUAGGGCUCACGUGGUGAAGAUCAAUAAUUGCCCGAGGCAGGGUGAGACACAGUAUGGAUACGUUUUUUUUGACAAAUCUGUCCGUACCUCGGGUCCAGUAAGGCGCGUCACAAAGGUAAAACUUGUCAUGGUGUGGUCUAGCUUAGAUAGGAGUAAAAACAGAGUUGGUUUAACGAGACUAGCAGAGAGGAUGAAAUUCGCGAAUAUAUGGAGCGUCUCCUUUUGCUAAAAGAAAAUAAAGACGUAAAGCGUUUCUUUUAAAAAAGGCAUUUUGUUCAUGUUUUUUUCUUAUGGCUAGUUGGUUGGUCCUGAUUUAAAUUUUAAUAUGCAUUAAUUGUUAUGCAUUGUUUGUCAAACUGUUUUAACAAGUUUUGAAUUUUCAAAGGCAUUGUAAGUCGCAGUUUACCAUGUGUAUAGAACUAUUAUUUUUUCUUAUUAUUUAGUAUUAUUAUUAUUUAUCAUUGGUUUCCUGCUGUUCAGUAAGGAAUUUUUACCAUGGGAUUUUCAAAUUCCUGUUGAAGCUCUAUACCUUGGAAAAAAUUAUGCGUAGAAAUAUAAUGCUAAGUUUCAACUUUUCUUUUUAGAGAGGCAUUUUUUGGUGUUUUUUUCUUAGAGCUAGUUAUUUAGUCCUGAUCUUAAAUCUCUAUAUACUAUAACUUUUAUAAACUAAUUGUUUGCAGAACUGUUUUUAGAAGUUUUGAAUUUUUAUUUUAAAAGGCGUUGUUAGUCGCAGCGGAAUAUGUUUAUACAAGUAUUAAUUAUUAUUGUUCAUUUCUUAUAUAUUACUUUUAUUUAUUAUUAAUAAUAUUUAUUCGUAAGUUAUUGUUAUUAUUACUAUUAUUAAUAUUUAUCAUUUGUUUCCGGAUUUUCAUAAAGGUUCUUUUACUAUAGGGUUUCCAAAUCCCUUUUGAAGCUUUAUAGCGUGGAAAAAAUUGUGUCUAGAAGCGUUUUUUUUUUACCAAAAGGCACAUAAUUCUCCGUUUCAACACUGUUUCAUCCUUCCAGUAUAAUUCACCGUCACAAAAGAAGGAAGAAAGUUUAAUUAGAUAGGGACAAAAAGCCUAAGAGCUGCUGUCCAAAUUUCUAAAGGCUUUGUUUCUUUGUUCCUUUGAUGUAAAUAUAUAUGUAUCGAUCGUAACCUUUUUGAUGGAAAAAAAGGCAUAUUUACUUCAUAUACAUGGCAGAGUGCCACGUUAUUGAAACUUGAGUAGUAUGUAUGUAGUAUAAUCUAAAACUGUGGAUAGCAUUGAAGGCGCGCUCUGAUUGGCUACUCAAGCUCGAAAUAUCCUUCGCUGUUCUUCAGAGGAACUCGCACUGGAUUUGUGGCAGAAAACAUUUUAAUCGUUUCUGGAAUAAAUUGGUUUAAAUCAUAUUUUUGUCCCAUUUUGCUUCAGUCUCGGCGGUUACCAGUAUAUAGCCACCUCCAUUUAGGUGCAUAGUUAUUAAAUAUAUUUGUUUUAAGUUUAUGUAAAGUAAAAUUUUUUUUUGGUCAUUUCUGGACGUGAUAUGGUUUUUGUGUAAAUAAAUAUCGAUUGAUCUGCGGUUCUUCUGAUAUUUUAUCUCACAGGAUCCUUGCAUUGUGAUGGUGGAAGAAGUGGAUACCCAAAACUUGUACAUUGCAGUCUCUUAUCCAAAUCUAAAUUUCAACAUCUCCAGGACUUUGGAUUGGGGCACUCUGGUCAAUGGGCAAGAAAGGUUUUAUUCUGUUAGCACACCAGUUGAAAUAGAGGUAAUCUGAAAACUGAUAUUCCUUCUUUUUUUACUUCUUUUUUGAGAAUACUGUUGAUUCUUGCAGUCUGAUUGGCUGUUAGUAGUUUGAUUAUUUACAAAUGACACAAUUGUUAAAUGAUUUCUAUAGAUAGUCACAUGAUUUCAAGUGCAAUUUGGACUAAAUAGGGAGGAAUAAAUUUCGUCAAAUACUAACAAAAUUGCACGAGCCCUACGGGCUCGUGCAAUUAGUGGUCUUUGAAAAAGUUUUCAUGUGCUCAUUAAUGAAUAUCUUAACCCAACAUGUUGCGCAGAAAAAAUCAAGAAUUUACACAUUAGAUAAUGAUAGUGUGGCUUAAACGAAUGAGGUAAUCUUGUUUUGUAUGAAGAAAGCGUUUUUCAGUUCAUUUCCCUAAAAACAUCAUUAAAGUUAUUAUAACGACCGAUUUGAAAGAAUGUGCUUGUCACUCGAAACCUGUGAACAAUCAAAAGAAACUGAAACAAACGAACCUAAGUGUGACCAAGUCGAGAUUGAUUUUCCUUUUGAUCUGAGUGAUUUAGAAGGAGGAGUGAGUUUCGGGACCUUCACAGUUCAAUAAAAUAAUAGCAACACAAUUCAUAAUUACACUCGUCUCUUAGAGCAAUUUUCAAUUGAGUGUUGAAAGUAACCUGGAAUUGCAUUGGGUUUCCUUUAAUUUGAUUUGUGAUUGGUCCAGAAAACUCGCACCACUCUCUUAACGGAUUGUCCGUUGUAAUUGCUUUGGUUUUGGUUCAAAAACUCAUUGGAAAAGCUCUCCAAACGAACGGCUCUAGAUUUUAACCUCCAAUAAUGAUUUAUCUCAGGUGAGAGUGAUCAAUGCGGUGAAUAUAGCAACUGGAGAUGUGAGAGUAAACGGAGAGGUUGUCCCAGACACCGAUAAAACAAAUCACGUGAUGGUCAGACCAAAAUCAAGCGGUGCAACUACAGGGCGUGCCAUCGUGUUUAAACAGCUGUCCAAGGGGUUCACUACAGAAGUCAAACUUACUCGAUGGUUGCCUUGA
Molecule: messenger RNA, 16006 nt
Organism: Pocillopora meandrina
Lineage: Eukaryota; Metazoa; Cnidaria; Anthozoa; Scleractinia; Pocilloporidae
Source: the annotation of a GenBank genome assembly